Saccharomyces paradoxus is the source of this 4431-nucleotide messenger RNA. RefSeq names its product ATP-binding cassette transporter YOR1 (gene YOR1). The transcript has a single exon. The record is from RefSeq and is a predicted model, not a curated record. Gene Ontology annotation, molecular function: ABC-type xenobiotic transporter activity; ATP binding; ATP hydrolysis activity. Bases 1 to 4431 code for a protein of 1476 amino acids. NCBI's taxonomy places the organism in Eukaryota, Fungi, Ascomycota, Saccharomycetes, Saccharomycetales, Saccharomycetaceae. Gene Ontology annotation, biological process: transmembrane transport. Gene Ontology annotation, cellular component: plasma membrane.
AUGACUGUUACUGUGGAGGAUGCAGUUUCGGAGACGGAGCACGAAAGCAAAGGUCAAAACGUACUAUCUCCCAAGAUUUCCGCCUCUUCAGAUAUAAGCACAGAUGUUGAUAAAGAUACAUCGUCUUCUUGGGAUGACAAAUCUUUGCUACCAACAGGUGAAUAUAUCGUGGAUAAAAACAAGCCUCAAACCUACUUGAAUAGCGAUGAUAUUGAAAAAGUGACUGAGUCUGAUAUUUUCCCUCAGAAACGUCUGUUUUCAUUCUUACAUUCCAAGAAAAUGCCCGAAGUACCACAAACCGAUGACGAGAGGAAGAUAUAUCCUCUGUUCCAUACGAAUAUUGUUUCUAAUAUGUUUUUUUGGUGGGUCCUACCGAUUCUGCGAGUUGGUUAUAAGAGGACAAUUCAGCCAAACGAUCUCUUUAAGAUGGAUCCAAGGAUGUCCAUAGAGACUCUUUACGAGAAUUUUGAAAAAAACAUGAUUUACUAUUUUGAGAAAACGAGGAAGAAAUACCGUAAAGGACAUCCAGAAGCUACAGAGGAAGAGAUUAUGGAAAAUGCAAAGCUCCCAAAUCAUACUGUUCUAAAAGCUCUAUUAUUUACUUUUAAGAAACAGUACUUCAUCUCAGUAGUGUUUGCGGUUCUCGCCAAUUGUACAUCUGGUUUCAACCCCAUGAUUACCAAGAGACUAAUUGAAUUUGUUGAAGAAAAGGCAAUUUUUCAUAAUAUGCAUGUUAAUAAAGGUAUCGGCUACGCUAUUGGCGCAUGUUUAAUGAUGUUCGUUAACGGAUUAACCUUCAAUCAUUUCUUUCAUACAUCCCAACUGACCGGUGUGCAAGCCAAGUCUAUCCUUACUAAAGCAGCCAUGAAGAAAAUGUUCAAUGCAUCUAAUUAUGCGAGACACUGUUUCCCCAACGGUAAAGUGACCUCCUUUGUAACAACAGACUUGGCUAGAAUUGAAUUUGCCUUGUCUUUUCAACCAUUUUUGGCUGGGUUCCCAGCGAUCUUGGCCAUUUGUAUUGUUCUAUUGAUCGUUAACCUUGGUCCCAUUGCCUUAGUUGGGAUUGGUAUCUUUUUCGGUGGGUUUUUCAUUUCUUUGUUCGCAUUUAAGUUAAUUCUGGGCUUUAGAAUUGCUGCAAACAUCUUCACUGAUGCUAGGGUGACCAUGAUGAGAGAAGUGCUGAACAAUAUUAAAAUGAUCAAGUAUUAUACAUGGGAGGAUGCAUAUGAGAAAAAUAUUCAGGAUAUCAGAACCAAAGAGAUUUCUAAAGUUAGAAAAAUGCAACUAUCAAGGAAUUUCUUGAUUGCCAUGGCCAUGUCUUUGCCCAGUAUUGCGUCAUUGGUUACAUUCCUAGCAAUGUACAAGGUUAAUAAUGCGGGUAGACAACCUGGUAACAUCUUUGCCUCCUUGUCUUUAUUUCAGGUCCUGAGUUUGCAAAUGUUUUUCUUACCUAUUGCUAUUGGUACUGGUAUUGACAUGAUCAUUGGAUUGGGUCGUUUACAGAGCCUAUUGGAGGCCCCGGAAGAUGAUCCAAAUCAGAUGAUUGAAAUGAAACCCUCCCCUGGCUUCGAUUCAAAAUUGGCACUAAAGAUGACACAUUGCUCAUUUGAGUGGGAGGAUUAUGAAUUAAAUGAUGCUAUUGAAGAAGCAAAGGGAGAAGCUAAAGAUGAAAGUAAAAAGAACAAAAAAAAGCGUAAGGACACAUGGGGUAAGCCAUCUGCAAGUACCAAUAAGGCGAAAAGAUUGGACAAUAUGUUGAAAGAAAGAGAUGGCCCGGAAGAUUUAGGAAAAACUUCCUUUAAGGGUUUCAAGGAUUUGAACUUCGAUAUUAAGAAGGGCGAAUUUAUUAUGAUUACGGGCCCUAUUGGUACUGGUAAAUCUUCACUAUUGAAUGCGAUGGCAGGAUCAAUGAGAAAGACUGAUGGUAAGAUCGAAGUCAAUGGCGACUUAUUAAUGUGCGGUUAUCCAUGGAUUCAAAAUGCGUCCGUAAGAGAUAAUAUUAUAUUUGGCUCACCGUUCAAUAAAGAGAAGUAUGAUGAAGUUGUUCGUGUUUGUUCUUUGAAAGCUGAUUUGGAUAUUUUACCGGCCGGUGAUAUGACCGAAAUUGGUGAACGUGGUAUUACCUUAUCUGGCGGUCAAAAGGCACGUAUCAAUUUAGCUAGGUCCGUUUAUAAAAAGAAGGAUAUUUACCUUUUCGACGACGUCUUAAGUGCUGUCGAUUCUCGUGUUGGUAAACACAUUAUGGAUGAAUGUCUAACCGGCAUACUUGCUAACAAAACAAGAAUUUUGGCUACACACCAACUGUCUCUGAUUGAAAGAGCUUCUAGAGUCAUUGUUUUGGGUACUGAUGGUCAAGUUGAUAUUGGUACUGUUGACGAGCUAAAAGCCCGUAACCAAACUUUAAUAAAUCUUUUACAAUUCUCUUCUCAAAAUUCUGAGAAGGAGGAUGAAGAACAGGAAGAGGUGAUUGCUGAUGAAUUGGGGCAAAUAAAAUAUGAAAAAGAGGUGAAGGAAUUGACUGAAUUGAAAAAAAAAACUACUCAAACGUCACAAACUGCAAACAGUAAUAAAGUUUUAGUGGACGGCCAUACUAGCAGUAAAGAAGAAAGAGCAGUUAACAGCAUCGGUCUGAAAGUUUAUCGGGAAUACGUUAAAGCUGCAGUAGGUAAGUGGGGUUUCAUCGCGCUACCACUAUAUGCAAUUUUAGUUGUUGGGACCACAUUUUGCUCACUUUUUUCUUCCGUUUGGUUAUCUUAUUGGACUGAGAAUAAAUUCAAGAACAGGUCACCCAGUUUUUACAUGGGUCUUUACUCUUUCUUUGUGUUUGCUGCCUUCAUAUUUAUGAAUGGUCAGUUCACAAUUCUUUGCGCGAUGGGUAUUAUGGCAUCGAAAUGGCUAAAUUUGAGGGCUGUGAAAAGAAUUUUACACACACCGAUGUCAUACAUAGAUACCACACCUUUGGGACGUAUUUUGAACAGAUUCACGAAAGACACGGAUAGCUUGGACAAUGAGUUAACUGAAAGUUUACGAUUAAUGACAUCUCAAUUUGCUAAUAUUGUAGGUGUUUGUGUCAUGUGUAUUGUUUACUUGCCGUGGUUUGCUAUCGCAAUUCCCUUUCUUUUGAUCAUCUUUGUUUUAAUUGCUGACCAUUAUCAGAGUUCCGGUAGAGAAAUCAAAAGGCUUGAAGCUGUUCAACGUUCUUUCGUUUACAAUAAUCUAAAUGAAGUCUUGGGUGGUAUGGAUACAAUUAAAGCAUAUCGAAGUCAGGAAAGAUUUUUGGCAAAAUCAGAUUUUUUGAUUAACAAAAUGAACGAGGCCGGAUAUCUUGUUGUUGUCCUGCAAAGAUGGGUAGGUAUUUUCCUUGAUAUGGUUGCUAUCGCAUUUGCACUAAUUAUUACGUUAUUAUGUGUUACGAGGGCUUUCCCCAUUUCUGCAGCUUCGGUAGGUGUUUUGCUGACUUAUGUAUUGCAAUUGCCUGGCCUAUUAAAUACUAUUUUAAGGGCAAUGACGCAAACAGAGAAUGAUAUGAAUAGUGCCGAAAGAUUGGUAACGUAUGCAACUGAACUACCCUUAGAGGGUUCUUAUCGAAAGCCAGAAAUGACGCCUCCGGAGUCAUGGCCUUCAAAGGGCGAAAUUAUUUUUGAAAAUGUUGAUUUCGCUUAUAGACCUGGUCUACCUAUCGUUCUAAAAAGCCUUAAUUUGAGUAUUAAGAGUGGAGAAAAAAUUGGUAUCUGUGGUCGUACUGGUGCCGGUAAGUCUACUAUUAUGAGUGCCCUGUACAGAUUGAAUGAACUGGCCGCCGGUAAGAUUUUAAUUGACGAUGUUGAUAUAAGUCAGCUGGGACUCUUUGAUUUAAGAAGAAAAUUAGCCAUAAUCCCACAAGAUCCAGUAUUAUUUAGGGGUACGAUUCGCAAGAAUUUAGAUCCAUUUAAUGAACGUAAAGAUGAUGAAUUAUGGGAUGCAUUAGUGAGAGGUGGUGCUAUUGCCAAGAAUGAUUUACCGGAAGUAAGAUUACAAAAACCUGAUGAAAAUGGUACCCAUGGUAAAAUGCAUAAGUUUCAUUUAGAUCAAGCAGUGGAAGAAGAAGGUUCAAAUUUCUCUUUAGGUGAGAGACAACUAUUAGCAUUAACAAGAGCUUUGGUCCGCCAAUCGAAAAUAUUGAUUUUGGAUGAGGCUACAUCCUCAGUGGACUACGAAACCGAUGGUAAAAUUCAAACACGUAUUGUGGAGGAAUUUGGAGACUGUACGAUUUUGUGUAUUGCCCACAGACUAAAGACCAUUGUAAACUAUGAUCGUAUUCUUGUCCUAGAAAAGGGUGAAGUUGCAGAAUUCGAUACACCACGGACAUUGUUUACUCAAGAAAAUAGUAUUUUCAGAAGCAUGUGUUCUAGAUCUGGUAUUGUUGAAAAUGAUUUCGAGAACCGAACUUAA